This is a messenger RNA of Rhizophagus irregularis DAOM 181602=DAOM 197198, 312 nucleotides long. The record is from RefSeq and is a predicted model, not a curated record. Lineage: Eukaryota; Fungi; Glomeromycota; Glomeromycetes; Glomerales; Glomeraceae.
AUGCAGGAACAUGAUGGUAUUUCUAUUGUACAAAUUGUACAAAAUUCAACCAUUGAAAAUAGACUUCCUUUUUUCAACCACAUUAUGACUAAUAUUCGAGAAGAUGCUGUUUGGGCUGCAUUUAACAGAGCAUAUUUAUCAAAUUAUAUCAAUUGUAAUAAUCUAGAUGAACGACAUGAACUUAGAAAACAAACUAUUUUUACUAAUGAAUCUCUUACAAAAGAUGAAAAGUUAUUAGCAAUAAAACUUCUAAAUGAAGAUUAUGAUCAUAUUAAAAUUCUAUCGAAUGAAGGAACAAAAAAGAAUCUGUGA